Molecule: messenger RNA, 1491 nt
Organism: Nanorana parkeri
Lineage: Eukaryota; Metazoa; Chordata; Amphibia; Anura; Dicroglossidae
Product: protein Wnt-11b-like
Exons: 6
Coding region: 1-1491 (496 amino acids)
Biological process (GO): cell fate commitment; canonical Wnt signaling pathway; multicellular organism development
Cellular component (GO): extracellular region
Molecular function (GO): frizzled binding; cytokine activity
Source: RefSeq, a predicted model, not a curated record
AUGGAGAUUAAAGCCCAUAAUCCAAUUCAUGUCACCUCUGCCAGGAGCACUCAGAGCCAGUAUCAGGGUGACAUCAUAUACAAUGUACACACCACGGAUGACAUCAUAUACAAUGUACACACCACGGAUGACAUCAUAUGCAACGUACACACCAAGGAUGACGUCAUAUACAAUGUACACACCACGGAUGACGUCAUAUACAAUGUACACACCAUGGAUGACGUCAUAUACAAUGUACACACCACGGAUGACAUCAUAUACAAUGUACACACCACGGAUGACAUCAUAUACAAUGUACACACUAUGGAUAUUUAUAAUGAGAGGCAGGACACAAUUCACUCACAUUUUGGGACUUGUACACGUUUUGGUGGAGAUCACCCUCUUUGCACAAUACACCCGCCGACUUUCCUCACCUUCCCUGGGAUUCUACACCCGGCAAUGGCUUCAUUCCCUCUAUGGAUCGCUCUGCUCUGCUCCGGCUUCGUGUCCGCAGGCGCCAUCCAGUGGCUGGGUCUCACCGUUAAUGGCAGCUCUGUGGCGUGGAAUGAGAGUGAACACUGCGGUCUGUUGGAAGGAUUGGUCCCGGAUCAGAUGCAGCUCUGCAGGAGGAACCUGGAACUCAUGCACAGCGUGGUUGCGGCCGCCAAACACACGCGACUCACCUGCCAGAUGACCUUCUCUGACAUGCGAUGGAAUUGCUCCUCCAUUGAACUUGCUCCUCACUUCACCCCGGACUUACUGAAAGGUACCCGAGAAUCUGCCUUUGUGUACGCGUUGGCUUCCGCGACUAUAAGUCACACCAUCGCCCGGGCCUGCGCCUCAGGGGAGCUGCCGACGUGCUCGUGCGGCGCCGCGCCGGCUGAGGUGCCCGGGCCCAGCUUUCGAUGGGGCGGAUGUGGCGAUAACCUGCGUUACGGCCUCCAGAUGGGAUCGGCCUUCGUGGACGCCCCCAUGAAGUCCAGCAAAUUUGGGACCCAGGCCACCAAACUUAUGAACCUGCACAACAACGCGGUCGGCAGACAGGUGCUGAUGGAUUCCCUUGAGACCAAGUGCAAGUGUCACGGCGUGUCCGGCUCGUGCUCGGUGAAGACAUGCUGGAAGGGGCUCCAGGAUUUGCCACAUAUUGCCGACGAGCUGAAAUCCAAGUAUUUGGCGGGAACCAAAGUAAUGCACCGACAGAUGGGAAGUCGCAAGCAUCUGGUUCACAAGGAGCUGGACAUCCGGCCCGUGCGGGAAUCCGAACUGGUGUAUCUGAACAGCUCGCCGGACUACUGCACCCGAAAUCCCAAACUGGGGUCCUAUGGAACACAAGACAGACUCUGCAACAAAACGUCGGUGGGCAGCGACAGCUGUAACCUGAUGUGCUGCGGCCGCGGAUACAACGCCUACACGGAGACCGUGGUGGAGCGCUGCCAGUGCAAAUACUUCUGGUGCUGCUACGUCAUGUGCAAGAAGUGCGAACGGACUGUGGAACGAUACGUCUGCAAAUAA